GGCGUGGCUAUCAGUUUCUCCGGUGUCACUCAGGGAAGGGAGGAGCUGGCACGGAACACAAAAUGCUGCAUUUUACCAUUCCCACUGUGAAAAUCGGGUAAAUCAUAUUAGAAUUUGUUUUAAAAUACUAACCUGGGACAUUUCCCAUGUUAGUGUGAUCCAUGCAUUUGAUAUCUCGGCCUGGGUUUGGCGAACGAUCUCGAGGAGCACCAAUGUCGUUAGAUAUAAUGGGAAUUCUGUGGUAGGAUGAGAACUCCGGUAUCACGCUUCAGGGACGUCGAGAGGCAGGCCAACAGCCUCCAGCCCGCUCAGUGUCUUCCACCCUGUCAUGAGCGUCCAAACAACAUGUGGUUCAUCAAAGAUGCCUGCGGCAUUGUUUGCGCAGUCAUCACCUGGUUCCUCGUCUUCUUUGCCGAAUUUGUCGUGCUGUUUGUCAUGCUUAUUCCAUCGAAGAACCUGAUCUACAGCAUGUUGAACGGUGCCCUGUUCAACAGCCUGGCAUUCCUUGCCCUGGCGUCUCAUUUUAGGGCCAUGUGCACCGACCCGGGAGCUGUGCCAAAGGGAAACGCCACUAAAGAGUACAUUGAGAGCUUACAGUUGAAGCCAGGGCAGGUGGUGUACAAAUGUCCCAAGUGCUGCAGUAUUAAGCCAGAUAGAGCUCACCACUGCAGUGUCUGCAAGCGUUGUAUACGCAAGAUGGACCAUCAUUGUCCUUGGGUAAACAACUGCGUCGGGGAAAGUAACCAGAAGUACUUUGUGCUUUUCACAAUGUACAUUUCUCUCAUCUCCCUCCACGCUUUAGUCAUGGUGGUCCUUCAUUUUCUCUACUGCUUUGAAGAUGACUGGACAAAGUGCAGUAGUUUCUCCCCCCCGGCCACUGUCAUCCUCCUCAUCCUCCUGUGCUUUGAGGGCCUCCUCUUCCUCAUCUUCACCUCUGUGAUGUUUGGCACCCAAGUCCAUUCCAUCUGCACCGAUGAGACGGGCAUAGAGCAGUUGAAAAAGGAAGAGAGAAGAUGGGCUAAAAAAACAAAAUGGAUGAACAUGAAGGCGGUUUUCGGACACCCCUUCUCAAUAGCAUGGUUUAGCCCAUUUUCAACGCCCGACCACGGGAAAGCUGACCCCUACCAGUAUGUGGUCUGAGUUCAGGAAGCUUUAAGCUAGGAACUGGAUGGCACUUGGACCGCCCUCAUAAUCAAAAGCCUCUGCGUCUUUUUAUUUGUUUGUAAUCUGGACCUGAGCGGAGCAUUUACCCGAAUCACCUUUAUUAUUCUAUUUUUAGAGGAACAAAUGGUUGCGCAUCCAUUCAUUUUUGCCUGCAUUCAUUUUUAUUAAAAAGGAAAAUUGAAGCUUUACAUUUAUCAUGUCGUAAACAAAGCAUCUCUGCCUGGCUAUACUAAAAUGAAGAAGAAUGAUGGUGAAGAAAUUUAUGCUAAUAUAAUCACAAUUGAUGUAAUCCUUUAAAAGUGUCAAAAGUUAUGACCUUCUCUUUGAAGUACUUGGAUACUUUCUUUGAAUUUUUUCUACCUACUUAUAACUUGCUGCCGUAACUAAUGUAAAAGCACUGGCAAACGUUCACUAAAAUGAUGUAUGUGACCCUGGACCACAAAACUAGUCAUGAGUGUCAAUUUUAAAAUUUUGAAAGCUGAAUAAAUGAGCUUUUCAUUGAUGUAUGGUCUGUUAGGAUAGGACAGCAUCUGGCAGAGACAACUAUUUUAAAAUCUGAGGGUGCAAAAAAAAAGUAAAAUAUUGAGAAAAUCGACUUUAAAGUUGUCCAAAUGAAGUCCUUAGCAACUGCAUCCACUCACAAAAUAUAUUUCCGGGAGGAAAUUUACAAAAUAUCUUCACAAAACAUGAUCUUUAAUUAAUAUCUUAAUGAUUUUUGGCAUUAAAGAAAAAUCUAUAAUUGUGACCCAUACAAUUGUGGCUAUUGCUACAUACCCUUGCGACUUAAGACUGGUUUUGUGGUCUAGGGGGCAGUGGUUCUCAAACUUUUUCAGCGUGCAGGCCCGUUGUAUACGGUGCAUUCCUUUGCGGCCCCCCAAAGAAAACUUAUGACAAAAAACAGUUCUAAAACGUAACAUUUUAAUUAAACAAAACAUUAUACAAAGCAAAACAUUAUACAAAGUAGUGCUGUUGGUUUGUAGCCUUGUUUUUUUUUAGGUUUAAUUACACAGAAUUCAUGAUAAAUGAAUUUUGAGGACCACUGGUCUAGGGUCGCAUUGUGCUUACAGUUACAAGAGAUGUUUAACAUAAAUCUAUUGGCUCUGCAGCAGAAUAGUGUAAACAAUAAAGCAAGCUUAAUAGGGGUGUAAAUGUUUAUGCUGAUAUGAUUUAUUUAUGUUUAUGAUUCAAUUGUAAUUCUUUACUAAAUUAUACAUUAUUGACUUUGUAAAAUAUGGUUAAGCUCUUGGAUACAGUUUAACGAGAUAAUGUUCUAUAAUAUCAACAUAAUAAUACACCAGUUUUUAUUUAAAGGGGACAUAUCAUGAAAAUCUGACUUUUUUCAUAUUUAAGUGCUAUAAUCGGGUCCCCAGUGCUUCUAUCAACCUAGAAAAUGUGAAAAAGAACAACCAGUAACUUAGUUUUGGUAAACCAUUCUCUGCAAGCAUAUAAAAAAAAUGGGUGAUUAAAAAUUGGCUCCCCCUGUGAUGUCAGAAGGGGAUAAUACCGACCCUUAAUAUGCAGUUCCUGCAAUUUUAACAUGAUAUUAUAAAUUAUCUAUAUGGUAUUUUGAGUUAAAAUUUUUUACAUACGUACUCUGGAGACACCAAAGAUUAAUUUGCCCUCUUUAAAAAAAUCUUAUGAAAUAUCCCCUUCAAACAAGAAUCGCAUUUUGGAAAAUAUUUAAAUCUAUUAUUAAAUUACAUAAUCAAUGCAUUACAUUUUUACACCCCUUAAGCUUAGCAGUAUAUUACACAUUUAAAAAAAAAUCAAAUUAGUUUGGGCGCCUUUGCAACUAUACAAAUUAUUUUAUGGGUAACACACUACAAUUAGGUUGUAUUUGUUAACAUUGGUAAAUGCAUUAGCUGCAUGUAGUUACAAUAUAUAUAUAUAUAUUUUUAGCAUUAAUUAACCUAUGUUAAUAUUAUUUAUUGACAAUUAAUAAUGUUUGAUCAUUGUGCAGUAACUGCAACAACUUUUUUUUUAUUAUAAAAAUGUUUUUGUAAAUGCUGAAAUUAACAUGAACUAACAAUGAACAAAACAUCUACAGCAUUUUUUAAUCUUAGUUCAUGUUAGCCAUUGCAUUAACUAAUGGUAACAAAUACAACCUUACUGUAAAGUUUUAACAUUUUAUGUGAUCACUUUUUUUUUCACAAAAAAACUGUUUAUGAUAUGGUAUAUACUGUUUUUGUAUGUUUAGGGUUUGUUUACUUUUUUUAGUACACUUGAUUUUGAAGGAAUGAUGGGAAAGCUCGGGAAUGUAGGAAUUUGACUUUAAUAUAUAACUACAUCAACAUACAGUAUACAAACAUAUGUGAAUAUAUUCUCUGACUUACUACAUGAGAGAUAAAAAGUGUUUUCGGAAUGCCGUUCCAAACCAUUGUUGCCAUUGUUCGGUUGGUUUCAUGUUUUCCAUUUUAUUAUGUACAUUUUUAUAUGAAUGUAAGAAGUGUGCUUUACUUUUUUUGUCCGUGCGUGUGU
Messenger RNA from Paramisgurnus dabryanus, 3642 nucleotides. It is a transcript of the gene zdhhc3a, whose product is annotated as zDHHC palmitoyltransferase 3a. Gene Ontology annotation, molecular function: palmitoyltransferase activity. Lineage: Eukaryota; Metazoa; Chordata; Actinopteri; Cypriniformes; Cobitidae. The record is from RefSeq and is a predicted model, not a curated record.